Messenger RNA from Exaiptasia diaphana, 867 nucleotides. RefSeq names its product ribonuclease H2 subunit C. The record is from RefSeq and is a predicted model, not a curated record. Gene Ontology annotation, biological process: RNA catabolic process. The transcript has 4 exons. NCBI's taxonomy places the organism in Eukaryota, Metazoa, Cnidaria, Anthozoa, Actiniaria, Aiptasiidae. Gene Ontology annotation, cellular component: ribonuclease H2 complex. Bases 32 to 463 code for a protein of 143 amino acids.
GUCAUUUUCCCGCCAUUUUGUGUAGUACAACAUGUCGAACUGCGAAGGUAGUCUAUCGGUUGGAAGUGUCGCUGAAUCGGAUAGAAUCCAUUCAUUGCCGUGCAAUAUAGAUCACAAUGGAGAAGCAAAUAUAUCAACAUAUUUUGAUACCACUGUUAGAUCGACUGAACAACAAGAGCUGGAAGCUUCUUUUCGUGGGCGCUGCUUGAAAGGAAGUACCAUCAAUGUACCAGUAGGRUAUACUGGUUAUGUAUUUAAAGAAGAAAGAAAACCAAUCACAGACCAAGAGGACAGAGUACUGAGAGCCACACACAAAUUUUCACAGUUUAACUAUUGGAACCUAGAAACACUUCCAUCUGAAAAYGAUGCCAUGAUAAAAGCUAUGCAAUGGAUUGAUAUAGCAUCUGUGCUACACAAGGUAGAGGAUGACACUGUAAAUGCUACGCCUGAAACAAUUAGGUGACAUCAUGUACAAAGAAAGCUUGCAUAAGAAAACACCAAGACCUGUCGAUAUGUACAGUGAACUUCUCUAUUGGUUGAGUUUACAUGUAGUUAUUGAAUGUUAUAGAAAAAGACAUUUUGAUCUUUUUUGAUAAAAUUAGGAAGGGUAUAACAGUUUGGGAUUGAUUAGGUUAAGGAACAAAACAAGGCUUUUUCCAAAAACAUUUCUACAAACCAAAUAAUAAACCAAGAUAUUUAUAAUGGUAUUUUAUUACCCUAUCCAGUUAAGACUUCCAACGUAAGUAAAUGUAACAUUGCGCAUACUGUGAAUAUACUUAUAACUGGCCUGCCUGACAGCAAUAUAUUGUACAUGUACAUGUAUGCAAGGAAGAUAUUUUUUGUGUUAUUAAAAGUUCUAAACAAGCA